AUGGCAGACAAGACUAGAACGGAAGGGCACACGGAGGAGGAAGUUGAUUCAAGUAACGGACAAAAUGUCAAAGACUCAACGACAAAGUCGCUUCCACCAUCACAAAGAUCAGUACCUCCUACAUCACAAAAGUCGAUACCUCCUGCAUCACUUAUACCAGUACAACCAACUCCACUCACCUCUCGAGACAAAAGUACUCAAAGAUUGGUAGUAGUGUUAUCCCAGGCAUGUUUAGAAACGUAUAAGAUGAACAGCGGUGGUCCCGGAGGCGAUAGGUUUGCUUUAUUGAAUUGUGAUGAUCAUCAGGGUUUGUUGAGAAAAAUGGGAAGAGAUAUAGCUGAAGCAAGACCAGAUAUAACACAUCAGUGUUUGUUAACACUAUUAGACUCGCCCAUAAACAAAGCCGGCAAAUUGCAAGUAUACAUCCAAACAGCAAGGGGCGUGUUAAUUGAAGUCAAUCCAAGUGUAAGGAUCCCCAGAACAUUCAAGAGAUUCUCAGGAUUAAUGGUUCAGUUGCUACACAAAUUAAGUAUUAGGUCUGAAAAUUCCAAGGAAGUCUUGUUGAAAGUGAUCAAGAAUCCAAUCACUGAUCAUCUACCUACCAAAUGUAGAAAAGUUACUUUAUCGUUUGACUCCAAGGUUGUAAGAGUCCAGGAUUACGUGUCUACCUUAGAUGACAAUGAGAGUAUCUGUGUAUUUGUUGGUGCCAUGGCCAGAGGUAAGGAUAAUUUUGCUGAUGAGUUUGUUGAUGAAAAAAUCGGAUUAUCUGACUAUCCACUAUCGGCAUCUGUUGCUUGUUCCAAGUUCUGUCAUGGGUGCGAAGACUUGUGGGGGAUCUACUAA
Molecule: messenger RNA, 843 nt
Organism: Lodderomyces oxycetoniae
Lineage: Eukaryota; Fungi; Ascomycota; Pichiomycetes; Serinales; Debaryomycetaceae
Gene: NEP1
Product: 18S rRNA pseudouridine methyltransferase
Exons: 1
Coding region: 1-843 (280 amino acids)
Biological process (GO): rRNA base methylation
Cellular component (GO): small-subunit processome; nucleolus
Molecular function (GO): rRNA binding; rRNA (pseudouridine) methyltransferase activity
Source: RefSeq, a predicted model, not a curated record